AUGGAGUUGAUGUUCAGAGCCCUUCUUUUCCAUUUGCUACUGUACUGUGCAACCCAGACAUCAGGUGUCACAAUCCAGACGGUCCCACCAGCAGUCGACAGUGAGGGUGUUAUACAGACCGAGCUCGAGAAGACUGUGUCCCUGGUCUGUCAGCCUGACGGCGGCCAUGAGGCUGACGAAGAGUUGCAGUGGCUGAGGAAUGGCUUCGCUGUCCACCUGACAGAAGAAAAUAGGAUGGGCCACAGCAGUGUGUGUGUUACACCCGUGCUCUAUGAAGACAACGGGGCCACUUUCACCUGUCGCCGGAGAAAUAAUGCCACAGCUAUGGCCUCAGUCACCCUGAACGUCACAUAUCGCCCUCAGCUCUCUGGGUCUGAGGAGGUUUCAGUAGAAGAGGAGUCAAUGCUAAUCCUGCAGUGUGACAUCUGGGCCAAUCCUCCAGUCUCUUCUGUGUCUUGGUCACUAAAUGGAAGUGCCGUGGAUCUAUUAGCAGGUGGCUUUUCUGUGACCAAUGACGGCUUCACAAGCACAAUAUCCGCAGACAAAGUGGAGAAAAGCUUGCAUGAAGGCAUGUAUCAGUGCACAGCUGAGUCUCCCAUCUAUGGAAGUCACAACAAAAAAUUCAUCGUCACAUUAACAGACAAGACCCUGACUAUCCCACUGAUACCAUUCAUAGCAGGGCUGGUGGUAGUCUUCUUUACUGUGCUUCUUGCCGUUGCUUCACGAUGGAACAGAAUUAGAAAGUGCUGCAAAUAG
Messenger RNA from Gymnodraco acuticeps, 756 nucleotides. RefSeq names its product transmembrane and immunoglobulin domain containing 1 (gene tmigd1). Lineage: Eukaryota; Metazoa; Chordata; Actinopteri; Perciformes; Bathydraconidae. The record is from RefSeq and is a predicted model, not a curated record. The transcript has 5 exons. Gene Ontology annotation, cellular component: cell-cell junction. Gene Ontology annotation, biological process: cell-cell adhesion. Bases 1 to 756 code for a protein of 251 amino acids. Gene Ontology annotation, molecular function: cell adhesion molecule binding.